UUUACAUUUCAUGAACAAAAUCAUACUAAAAAUAAAUAUCGGCUGUGAUAUUGUGUAUUUUGGUUGAAGACAAGUUUUAUUCAAACGGGUUAAAGAUUGUCGGAUGUUGUUGUCUUGUUCGCGUUUGUCUGCCGUGAAGUUGUAAAGAUGGCGUCGGAUCCGGACGAGCCGCUGUACUGCAUCUGCCGACAGCCUUACGAUGUCACACGCUUCAUGAUCGAGUGCGACGUGUGCGAAAACUGGUUCCACGGAAGCUGUGUGGGAGUUGAAGAGCACCAGGCAGCAGAUAUAGACAAGUACCACUGUCCCAACUGUGCCAACUUCCACGGGCCUCUUGUCUUGAAGAGAAGGAGAAACUGGCACCGACACGACUAUUCAGAAAUUGACACUGGUUCCAAGGCAGUGCAAACGGGGACAGUAGUGUUCAUCAAGGAGCUUAGGAACCGCACCUUCCCAAGUGCUGAUGAGGUUAUAUUGAGGUUAGCCGGCCAUGACUUGACUAUAGACUACCUGGAGAGAAAUGGGUUCUCUGUACCCCUACUGGUGCCCCGUAAGGAUGGGCUGGGAUUGGUGGUGCCCCCGGCUACAUUCUCCAUCAGCAAUGUGGAGGAAUUUGUGGGUUCCAUGCGUGAGAUCGACGUGAUUGAUGUUUGUCGACAGGAGGACCACCGCAUGUUGAUGAGGGAGUGGACAGAGUACUACAACUCUCCCAACAGGAGCAAGGUUCUCAACGUCAUCAGUCUGGAGUUCUCCAAAACAAGGUUGACUGAUCUGGUCAGACCCCCACACGUAGUACGACAGAUGAGCUGGGUGGAUAACUGGUUCCCGGAACAGCUCCCUGAAGACUGUCCCUACAGCAGGCCUUAUGUCAGCAAGUACUGCCUCAUGGGGGUCAAGGACUCCUACACAGACUUCCAUGUGGACUUUGGAGGGACCUCCGUAUGGUACCAUGUGUUAAGGGGAGAGAAGAUAUUUUACCUCAUUCGUCCGACGCCGACCAACCUUGGACUGUACGAACGCUGGGCUUCCUCGUCCAACCAGAGUGAGAUGUUCUUUGGUGACCAGGUGGACUCGUGCUACAAGUGUGUGGUCAAGCAAGGACAGACACUCUUCAUUCCUACAGGUUGGAUCCAUGCAGUACUAACCCCCGUAGACUCUCUGAUAUUUGGUGGAAACUUCCUACACAGCUACAACAUAGGAAAACAGUUGCAAGUUUAUGACAUGGAGAAGAGACUAAAGACCCCUGAGAAGUUCCUGUUCCCGUACUUUGAAGCCACAAACUGGUACGCAGCCAAAAACAUCAUGGAGAACCUCAAGGAGUAUAAUGAGGACUUGCGAGUGCCCCCUCGGUACCUGCUGGAUGGAAUACACUCACUCCUCACCGCACUCAGGAGCUGGACUUCUCGCAAAGAGGUGAGCACAGUGUAAAGGGAAAAGUUUGUCAAAAGCCACAAGGCAGAGGUCCCCGAGGUGGUCCAUCACACCAAACUCAUCAAGGACCUGGCCAGGGAGUUGAAAACAGCAGAGGUGGGAGGCACCGCCUACAAUACACUAAAUGUGAAGCCACCAAAGUCAGAAAAGAAGAAGAAGUCCAAGGAGAAACCUUCCAAAGGGAAGAGUAAGAAGGUGAAAGUUAACCCCACACAAGAGGCAAACCUGGACCUGCUGGAACAGUUCACACAGAACAAACUACAGGAAAUCUCCCAUACUAAGGAAGCCAUGCCCUCCCUGAAGGUGCGUAUCCCCAAGGCUGGUGCCUUCAUCCCCCCUGCCACAUCCACUCCAGCCACCACUGCAAACACUAACAUCACUACUGACGGGAAGGGACUCAAACUGGUGCUGUCUAACGGGAAAAUUGUUAGCGGUGAAUCAGGUCACCGCCAGCAAAGUCGAGUUGGAGAGUUCCAGCCCCUGGUCAUGAAGGACGACUCGAGCGACGAGGAAACUCUGGUCAUCAGUGAUGAGCCAGCCAGCUCAGGCAAACUCAGACUCAAACUCUCAUUUAACGGCAGGACUAACGUCAGAGAUGCGGCCCCCGGAAACUUGUCGUCUCCAGACAGAGGUUUCAUGUCGUCAGACAGUAGCAUGGCUUCCCCUCUCCACCAAAGAUUGAGUCAGGGUGGCCAGAUCCAGCUGUCCGCCCGUCAGCAGCAGCCUCCCCCCGCCCCCCACAGAACGGUGGGGACCAUCGAGGACCUGCUGCAGGCCAGUCAGUACAGCGAGGUGCCAGACAUCACACCUGGGCAGCUACAGGUCGACUUUCCUGAUAUUCAGGAGGAACUCAAAAAUACGCCUGCCUCCCCGGCUAUGCAGGAUGCAGUGCAGGCCAUGUUGUCAAUGGCUCUUCCAGUCAAUGUCUCCCCUCCCGCCCCUGUACGUAAAUCCAGCCUCCUGAGCAAGAAGUCUAGGAAAGACCAGCCAAGUAGAUCUGCAGAGUCCAAAGAAGAAAGAGCAAAGAAAGUGUACAGUUUUGAUGAGGAGGAUGAUGAUGCAUCUGUGGAUCCCUGUUAUAAAGAUGACCAGUAUGUGUACCCAGCCCUACAAGGUUCUGAGGACGAGGCUCCCGUCUUCAAACCUCGCUCCAAGAAGCCCAAAAGGGACCCACAAGAUGCCCCAUGGAAUCCUAAAGCCAAAGUCAUGCCAUCGGUACCCAGACCAGAGCGCGCACCAAGAGAGGGUGUUCGUAAACCUGAGGUGGAGAGUGCUUUAGCUGACGCUGCGGCUAAGUUGGGUGAGAAGAAGCCAGCCAAGAGGAAGUACACCAAGAGGAAACUGAGUGAGAGUGUGGAUGACCAGCCCCCCCACCCCUCCUCCCUGCUCAGUAAGUCCCACAGCGCCAUCAACCACCCCCUCAUGAAGAGUAAGCUGGAGGGGGACGUGCUGUCCGAGAGCGCGCCCGCCUCCGUCUUGGGAGCGGCCGGGAAGAUGGCCAUGGAAAGUCCAAAAUUGAAGAGACCGAAGAAAGGCAUGGCCACAGCCAAACAGAGACUGAGCAAGAUCCUCAAGCUCAACAAGGGAGGCCGACUUAUUAUCUAACAGGGCACUAAUAGUACACAGAGGAACACAAGGCCAAAUACGUUUGUC
Molecule: messenger RNA, 3084 nt
Organism: Branchiostoma floridae (Florida lancelet)
Lineage: Eukaryota; Metazoa; Chordata; Leptocardii; Amphioxiformes; Branchiostomatidae
Product: lysine-specific demethylase 7B-like
Exons: 23
Biological process (GO): protein demethylation; regulation of transcription by RNA polymerase II
Molecular function (GO): transcription coregulator activity; histone demethylase activity
Source: RefSeq, a predicted model, not a curated record